This is a messenger RNA of Lethenteron reissneri (Far Eastern brook lamprey), 1391 nucleotides long. RefSeq names its product selenoprotein W-like. The record is from RefSeq and is a predicted model, not a curated record. NCBI's taxonomy places the organism in Eukaryota, Metazoa, Chordata, Hyperoartia, Petromyzontiformes, Petromyzontidae. Gene Ontology annotation, cellular component: cytosol.
AUGAAAGGGUACCGAAGUCGGUUUCACCGCCUCAAGGAUGAACUUGAAACCGAGUUCCCUGGAGAGCUGGAGAUUACUGGUGAGGGGACCCCGACACAGACUGGCUUCCUGGAGGUGCAGAUUGUGGGAGGGAAACUUCUCCACUCCAAGGCCAACGGCGAUGGGUUUGUAGACUCAGAUGAGAAGCUACAAAAGAUCUUCAGUGGAGUGGAGAAAGCCCUCGAAAAGAAGUAGCCAGAAUGUGUUGAAGCAGAAGCAUGCUUUGCUUCUUAACAGAGCUUUAACAGGACUUGUGGUCGUUUCACCGUGAGCCGGCGUCGGAUGAAGGAGAUGGCGGAAAAGCUUCGGCCUAGUCGUCUCCCGAGGGCUCUCAGCGCUCUGCCACGAUGAACAAACCACUAAGGAGUUAAAUUCUUGUCAAUUGUCUUCUCUGCAUACACAUCUAUAACUUUGUUGCAACUGGGGAGGAGACACUGGUGUUUUUUUGUUAUUGGUUUUAAUUUCACUUGGGGGUGGGUAUGUUGUCAAUGGUAUCGUUUAAUUCACGCAGACUUUACUUCUAAAAUUGGUCAUCAAUAAACCCGCCAUCUCGAUAGAAUGCAUUGCAUCAGAAGCAAGACUUUGUUAUGUUUACUGUUCUAAAGUAUGUUUUUUUUUAGUUUUCAAUUGUUGGGCUUAACACUGUUAACUGUUCCUUCUAAAAAGCAAAUAACUGAAAACACGCAUUGCAGGGGUUUAACUUUGGCUAAUCAUUGUCCCAAACUAAGGAAGUUUUGUAAUGGCAUGCAUACAUGUCCAUAAUUGGUAUUGGCAGGAAACACAAUGCAUUCUGAGUCUUGAAUACAUAUAAACAUUCAGCAGUUUCAUAAAACCAUUCUGGACUGGACCAGUCUGAUAUUUGACAACACCUUUUAUUUGAGCAUAUAUUGCCCCAUUUUAUAUCAACGUUGAUUAGCCAAAACCAAUUUCAAGUAUGCUGCUGCAGUGGAGGAGUCUUCGUGCAGUGCAUUGCACACUGCUAAAAAUAAUCGGACACGCUUGGUUCCCCUGAUUACAACGGAGCCAUUUAAAUUAGCAGUGUCGUCUACUGUAUUACACUGUACUCGGCAGGGAUUGUCUUAACACCUAUGUAUACAUACGCACUUCUGAAUACACUCCACACCUCAAAUGUUUUCGAUAGGUACGUUUUGCAAAUAUUGCCCUGUGGAAUAGUUAUGAAAUAUGUAGUGUAGUGCUCAAUAAAAUUCCUUAAAUUAUGAUAAAUGAAAUUGUGGCUUUUUGAGAUGAGUUGAUAUAUUGUUUUGAAAAUUGUGAUUCGUGUAUGUUUUCUAAUUCAAUCUCAAGUUGUUUGAAGUAUCCAAGACCAAAUAAAACAUGGUUAACUAACUGUA